AGCGAUUCAGAUCAGAUUUCACCUAAACCAGCUGGGAGAGACACCGAGAGCGAGCGAGAGAGAAAGAGAAGGAGGGAGAGAGAAAGAGAGAGGGAGGGAGAGACAGAGAGAGAGAGGGAGAGAGAGAGCGCGCGCAAGAGCGAGAGAGAGACACCGAGAGCGAGAGAGCGAGAGAGAGAGAGAGAGAGAGAGAGCGAGAGAGAGAGUGAGAGAGAGCGCUCGGUGGUAGGGUUUGUCAUUCUCCCUCCUCCCAAAUCCAGAAAAGCUUACCAAGGAAAAAAGGAGGAGUGUCUGGACUGCCAGAGACGCAGAGGAAUUUCCGAGGAUAUUUUUCUUCUUCUUCUUCUCCUUCUUCUCCUUCUUCUUCUCCUUUUUCUUCUUUUACUUCUUCUUCUUCUUCCUCCUCUCCCGCCUCCCCCCCCUCUCCACGUCUUGAUAUUUAAAAAAAUUACAAAAAAGUUGGAGAAGGCGAGGCAGCGGAGGACCGUGUGCUCAAUGAUGGACGAGCAGCCUCGGUUGAUGCACUCCCACGGGGUAGGCAUGGCCGGACACCCCGGCCUGGCGCAGCACAUGCAGGACGGCACGGCGGGGGCGGACGGAGAGGGACGGAAGCAGGACAUCGGAGACAUAUUACAGCAAAUCAUGACCAUCACAGACCAAAGCUUGGACGAGGCGCAGGCGAGGAAACAUGCACUGAACUGCCAUAGAAUGAAACCCGCUCUCUUCAACGUCUUGUGUGAAAUAAAAGAGAAAACAGUGCUCAGUAUCCGUGGCGCCCAGGAGGAGGAGCCCCAAGAUCCUCAGCUGAUGCGACUGGACAACAUGCUGCUGGCGGAGGGCGUGGCCGGGCCGGAGAAAGGCGGCGGGUCAGCAGCGGCCGCAGCCGCCGCCGCGGCCGCCGGCGGCGUCGGCGCCGACAACUCGUCAGAACACUCCGACUACCGGGCCAAGCUGUCUCAGAUACGAGAGAUUUACCACACGGAGCUGGAGAAAUACGAGCAGUUGGACAUCGUCCCGACUGGUGGUGGAUAUGGACAGAGGCAAAACAUUAAAAAAAAUGCGUGCAAUGAGUUCACCACCCAUGUGAUGAACCUGCUGAGGGAGCAGUCUCGCACACGACCCAUCUCGCCCAAAGAGAUUGAGCGCAUGGUCAGCAUCAUCCACCGCAAGUUCAGCUCCAUCCAGAUGCAGCUGAAGCAGAGCACCUGCGAGGCCGUCAUGAUCCUGCGCUCGCGCUUCCUCGAUGCCAGACGAAAGAGGAGGAACUUCAACAAACAGGCGACAGAGAUCCUGAACGAGUACUUCUACUCCCACCUCAGUAACCCCUAUCCCAGCGAGGAGGCCAAAGAAGAGCUGGCCAAGAAGUGCAGCAUCACAGUGUCGCAGGUAUCAAACUGGUUCGGGAACAAGAGAAUCCGAUACAAGAAAAACAUCGGCAAGUUCCAAGAAGAGGCCAACAUGUACGCGGCGAGGACCGCCGUCAGCGCCACCAACGUGUCCGCCCACGUGACCGCCCACGUGUCCGCCCACGGCAGCCAGGCCAACUCGCCAUCGACUCCCAACUCAGCAGGUUCCGCCGGCUCUUUUAACAUGUCAAACUCCGGAGACUUGUUCAUGAGUGUGCAGUCCCUCAAUGGGGACUCGUACCAAGGGGGGCAGGUUGGGGCCAACAUACAAUCCCAGGUGGAUACCCUUCGCCAUGUUAUCAGCCAGACCGGAGGAUACAGUAACAGCCUCGCAGCCAGCCAGAUGUACAGUCCACAGGGCAUCAACACAAAUGGUGGCUGGCAAGAUGCUCCGACUCCUUCGUCACUGACAUCGCCCACAGAAGGACCCGGAAGCGUUCAUUCGGAUACUUCCAACUGAAUAUAUCCAUCUCUGCACAUCAUCUACAACAAAACCAUGGACUGACCUUACUAUUUACAGUAUUAAACAAAGAAAUUCACUGCCCCACCGUUUGGAGAGGAACUGUGAGUUCCUAACCAGAAAAAAAAAAAAAAAGUAAUAUUUCCUCUGCUUAUAACGUUGGACAUUUGGGAUACAAACAAAACGUUUGACAAUAACAAAUCAAAACGACGCCACAAUCAACGGAGACGUUUGUACAGAUUUCACAUUAUAUUCAGAGGGCUGGGGUGUUACUCAUUCACUCGUAAUGUUUUCACUCAUCAUGAUGAAAUGAUCAAGUAAAUAAAUCAAAUCAUUGGUUUUAAGUGAAAAUACUUCAUUCUACCUCUCAGCCACACAAAAAAAGUAGAAAAAAACAUUAUUUGUUUUGUAUAAAUGAAACUUUUUGUCUUUGCAAGCAAGAGGCACAUCUUCUUACUUACAUUAUGUUGUCUCACCUGUUCUAUGGUACGCCAUUUAGACCUAAAUAUUGCUCAGUUGUUUACAAUGUGUGAUUGAUAAAGUAUGUCCAUCUUCCCCUCUGUCCCCGCCGAUCACCAACAGAGUUCUGUCAGGAGAUUUGACCUCUAAGGUAACCCUGUGAAGUAUGUUAUCUGUAAAACAAUAAAUAAAUACUUGUCAUCACAUCGGACAAGCUCGACAUCAUUCAUUAAGACGGAGGAUAUAACAACUCAAAAGAAAACUUUAUUUUUUGUUUCACUCUGUUGGUUUUGGUUCUGCAGAAUAUUGCUGGAUUCACUGAUGCAGUGAGAAUAAAAACAGGAGGAAACUUUUCUUUUAAUUUACUGAAAUGCUUUAUGAUAUUUCUUAUUAUUUUCCACCUCCACCACUGCAGAAGAAAAAUGUUUUGUCGAUGCCAAAAUGCUGAUCUAACCAAAACAAAACAAAAAACGGUGAAGAAAAAAAAAAAAUCAUGAAAGUCAACUGUAAUGUAUUCUCUCAUCAAAUAUAAACAGCAUUAUGUAUUCUUCUCCUCCUCCUCCUCCUCCCCCGCCAUCUUCAGUCGUUCAGCUCCGGUGCUACAAUCAAGUGAAUAACGCCGCUCCAUUGAAAGAAACACGAGAAGAAAUAUCACUUUCUCCGGAAGAGAAAGUUUGUCAACAGCGUCCGUAACCGAGUUUGUUCUUCGAUACAUGAACCGCAAUCCACUUAAACAGGGAAGUCAUUAUGUUAAUAGAGUUUUAUGGUUGGAUGUUUGCUCCUGAAUCUACAGCGCGGGGCCACAAAGGCUUCAGCGUGGAGCCGCUGAUCACCGCCAUGAAACCGGCAUCUGGACGCACCUGAACCGCUGCUCGGCUCUAAUGAGGACGCUUCGUCGUUACGUUCCUCAUUUUAAUGAAUGGUGUCCUCUCCUGGACGUUUAUUUCAAUAUAAAACAUUCAAGUCGAUAUAUUAUUCUGCUGGUGCUGCUUUAGUGACCCUAGAACUGACCCCAAAACAAAUUUAGCCAUUUGGAUUCACGCUUGUCUCUUGUACUUUCGUACUGAUCUUUUCUCUCGGUAUGAAACAUUUAUGAACAUUGUAAAUGUUAUUAAGCACUAAAGAAGGGACAAGUCAUGUCAAAUAAUGUGUUUUCUGACCAGUCUAACCUUGUUUAUAGACACUUUUUUGUUGUUGUUUUGUGGCUUCUUUGUAUUUUCUUUUUCUUUUUUUAUGGUAUGCUUAAUGUAGGCUAUUACUUUUGUUUUUUGGCUUACCCACACUGGUGAAUUGGCUCAUGAACCUUCAACAUGUGUUUCUGUGCACCAUUGUGCUUGACUUGCUUUGUUGGAAAGCGUUUUCAACACAUUAAAAAUGAUAUGUAAUACA
Molecule: messenger RNA, 3714 nt
Organism: Pseudoliparis swirei
Lineage: Eukaryota; Metazoa; Chordata; Actinopteri; Perciformes; Liparidae
Gene: pbx1a
Product: pre-B-cell leukemia homeobox 1a
Exons: 10
Coding region: 496-1866 (456 amino acids)
Biological process (GO): regulation of transcription by RNA polymerase II; brain development; eye development
Cellular component (GO): nucleus
Molecular function (GO): DNA-binding transcription factor activity, RNA polymerase II-specific; RNA polymerase II cis-regulatory region sequence-specific DNA binding
Source: RefSeq, a predicted model, not a curated record